Trichomonas vaginalis G3 is the source of this 234-nucleotide messenger RNA. RefSeq lists its product as uncharacterized. The record is from RefSeq and is a predicted model, not a curated record. The coding region runs from base 1 to 234 and encodes 77 amino acids. NCBI's taxonomy places the organism in Eukaryota, Parabasalia, Trichomonadida, Trichomonadidae. The transcript has a single exon.
AUGGACAAAUUCGCUAAACACCUUCAUCUCUCUAAGUGGAGAAAGAAGAGGUAUGUCCGCAAGAUGGUCUACGAGGAUAUCAGAGGUUCAUACUUAUUGUUCUACGAUAAAGAGAUUUCCGCUGCUGAGGAACGAAGAACUAGGCAGAAUGAUAGGACAAUAGGAGAUGGUGAUGCUGAAGAACAAGACAGCUGUGACGAAGAAAGUGAGACUGAGGAAAACGUUGUGGAGUAA